This is a messenger RNA of Fonsecaea erecta, 2061 nucleotides long. RefSeq lists its product as hypothetical. Lineage: Eukaryota; Fungi; Ascomycota; Eurotiomycetes; Chaetothyriales; Herpotrichiellaceae. The record is from RefSeq and is a predicted model, not a curated record. Bases 1 to 2061 code for a protein of 686 amino acids. The transcript is spliced from 4 exons.
AUGGCCCUCCCCCUCUCUGAGAUCGCGGCCGCUGCCCGCAUCGCCUACACCAUCUACGACCUGGGGUUCAGCAAGUACACGAGUGCCCAACAAGAAUACCUCGACUUCGGCAAGGACAUCUUGCUACUUCGCGAUGGUCUCGACGCCAUCGUCGAAUCGGUCGAGCACGUUGACCGCCAGGGGCGUCCGCACGGCGCGGUCGAACACGCGCACGACCUGGCGUCCUUCCACACCAUCGUUGGCGACUUCAAGGAGACCCUCAAACGCUGUGAGAAGCUCAUCCGCAAGAACGGCCACUUCAGUCGCGAUGGCAGCGGCUUCGUGCACAAUGUCCAGUGGAACUCCGGCCUAGGCAAGCACGUCGAGUAUUUGGGACGACGGGUGGCGUUCCAUUGUUCAAAGAUCAACUUGAUACUCAUCCCCUUGAAGAUAAAGAUGUACACCGACAUCCGGCGAGAAAUCGCCACGGUCCACGAAGACAUCAUCUUCCAUUUCGAGCACAUCAUCCGGGCACUUGAUAUCGACACCAACGGCGAUCUCCUGCCGGUGCCGUCCCUCCUGGAGGAAAGGUUCAGACGGUCCGUCACCCGGUCCGUCCCCUUCCCCAUCGAAAAGGGCAUCGACGCCCUGGCCCUCCACCUGGGCAACAGCACCCAGAAAUUCGUCCGCCAACCACCUCUCCUAGUGAGGCCCGACCCGUGCCAGUACAUCAACCUCAUGAAGAGCGUGUGGCUGGUGCAGCAACUGCAAAGGGACCCGGAAUUUGGUGCCCGGUGCCUGGACGUGCUCUGGGGCGCCUACUUCCGCCAGCUGCAGCGGCGCGUGAUCCACGAGUGUCGCCGGUUCUGCGCCGGCGACUGGCCCCUGGUUGCGCCCGACGACCAGCAGAUCCUGCAGGAGGCCGACGACAAGUUCGACAUCUGGGUGCACUUCGAUGAGGUCGACGACUUUGACGACCUCACCGAGCCCAACGGCAUGGAGACGCGCGUGUUCCGCACCACCCUUCCCGACGACGCCGGCCGCGCCCAGCAGAUCGCCGUGCUCCGCGUCAACACGAACCGCAUCCGGCUGGUGCGCACGCUCACGCGCGGCAGCGACCGCGCCAUCGAGAACUACGAGAUCGACUCCCAGCGCGUGCUGCUGCUACCGUUCUACAGCUUCCCCGAGGCGUCGGCCGACGCCAUCAGUCUGGGGUGGAAGGCCCAGGCGUCCGACUACCAGAGCCGCGCCCUGACGUUUCGCCGCCUGGGCGACCUGCACCGGCUGCAGGAGGCCAUCACCAACUUUGGGGUGGUGGCCGACCAGGCCGGCGUGGCGGCCGUGCAGAUCAAAGAGUCGACGCUGGGGUCGCUCAAGACCAUCGGAUCGGGCGGCCGGGCCCAGAUCUGGGUGUGUCGCGCGCAGAAACGAUACGAGCAGCAAUCGUCGAAAUCGGUCGAGACGGAUUCCGCAGGCACCAGCCCCGGACGCCGACCGCGCCAGGACUCGACUUUGACCAACAGCUCGUCCGGGUGGAACAACGGCGGCGGCGGUGGUCCCGGCGGCUGGGCGCGGUCGUAUGCCAGCUCGGUCCACGGCAGCACCAGCAUCCAGCAGUCCGGCAGCAGGGCGCUGAUCGAGCGGCCGGUGGCGGCGCAGCUGGUGCUGUUCACGGAGCGGAAAAAGGGGGUCAAGAGCUUCGUGGCCGUGCAGAUUGACGAAGCCACGCGCCUGAGCCCGGAGAGCUGCCGCUGCAACGACCCGACGCAGCAGUGUAAGAAGAUGGUCAUCAGGAAUGGUCAUCACAGCAACAAGACCGAGGUCCCUGUCAAAAUGUACGACACGAAGCCCCACCACGAGGACCAGUGGAACCUCGCCGUGUUCGGGUAUCCGGAGCACGAGGACGCACGCAAGGACGUCGCCCUGCACCGCGCCAAGUUUCUGGUCGUCGAGUUCGAGAGUCACCAAGCCCGCGAGGACGUCGCCACAGCCUUUGAGCAGACUUGCUUCCUCAUGCGCGAACGCGUGCGCAUUUAUCACCAGGACCUCGCCGAUUCCCGGAAUCAGCAUGUGGUGUCAUGA